CUUGAUUCUAACAUGCUGCAAGUUGGUCAUCGUUUUGGAUGUUUGUUUCUCUAAAUCGGACGUAAACUUAUGAGGUUUAUACUGAUAUUUGGGAUUCAAGAUGAUCACGAAUAAAGAAUUUACAUGGGCCAAACCUAUGGAGCUUUUUGCGGAACAGAAAAUGGUUAAAAUAUGUGCACCAAUGGUCAGAUAUUCAAAAUUACCAUUUAGGACGUUAGUAAGGAAAUAUAACUGUGACCUGGCAUUCACUCCAAUGAUUAUAUCUAAUUCCUUCGUCCAUUCUGUCAAAGCAAGAGAUAGUGAAUUCACAACUUGCUCCACUGACAGACCACUCAUAGUUCAGUUUGCAGCUAACAAUGGCAGCGAUUUGGCCGCAGCUGCUGAAAUAGUUUCUCCAUAUUCUGAUGGAGUGGAUUUAAACUGUGGAUGUCCCCAGAGAUGGGCCAUGGCAGAAGGAUAUGGUGCCUGUUUGAUAAAGAAACCAGAAUUGGUGCGAGAUAUGGUGAACCAAACUCGAGCUCGAGUCUGCAGUUCAGACUUCACUGUCUCAAUAAAAAUCAGGAUCCACAAUGAUCUCAGGGAAACUGUAGACCUCUGUCAAAAGGCGGAGCAUGCUGGGGUGUCGUGGAUAGCAGUUCAUGGCCGAACAAAGGACCAGCGAGCAGAACCAGUCAACAAGGAAGCCAUAAAGACAAUCAAAGAGAGUCUUAGCAUACCUGUGAUAGCCAAUGGUGACAUUAAGAGCUUACAAGAUGUGGAGGAAAUACAGGCUGUGACAAAAGUCGACGGUGUUAUGGCCGCCAGGGGAAUACUACAGAAUCCUGCCAUGUAUAGCGGUUUUGAGAACACCCCUUUACAGUGUGUUCAAGACUGGAUUGACAUUUCUAUGGCUUCAGGGAUGACCUACCCUAUAUUCCACCAACACCUGAUUUACAUGAUGGAGAGGAUAUUCUGUCGGGCCGAGAGGAGGGUGUUCAAUGUGUUAGCUAGUACGUCAGCCGUGCUGGACUACUUAGAGACUCAUUAUGGAAUAGCCAAUAAAUCUAGUUUUUAAUUUGA
This is a messenger RNA of Magallana angulata, 1059 nucleotides long. Its product is annotated as tRNA-dihydrouridine(20a/20b) synthase [NAD(P)+]-like. The transcript is spliced from 7 exons. Bases 101 to 1054 code for a protein of 317 amino acids. Gene Ontology annotation, molecular function: tRNA dihydrouridine synthase activity; flavin adenine dinucleotide binding. Lineage: Eukaryota; Metazoa; Mollusca; Bivalvia; Ostreida; Ostreidae. The record is from RefSeq and is a predicted model, not a curated record. Gene Ontology annotation, biological process: tRNA processing.